UAUAAAAUAAAUAAAAAAUAGUUAAAAGAAGCAAAUAUUUUUGCCAAAUACUACGAAGAAGAAACAUUCUCCGACCGUCCCUUCCGUCUCGCCUGCAAAAUCCCUACACUUCUCAGACCACCACACAAUCUCUCUGCAUAAUUUACUUGCUGGGUACCUUCACUAAUUCUGUAGUUGAAAGAAACUACUCUUUUGUGAUCAAUGACUACACUUCAGAGUCAGGCAGGAAAAGAAAAUUCUACAGUUGUAAAAUCAGCUUCAUCUUUCAAAAGAUGGGGCAGAAAAGGCCCUUUUCUUAGAUAUGGUCUUCCCAUGAUAUCUCUUACUGUUUUUGGUGCUCUUGGUCUUGGCCAUCUUUUACAAGGCAGCAAGGACAUUGCAAGGGUAAAAGAUGAUCAAGAAUGGGAAAUAAUUGAAGCAAGAAAAGCACUGUCUAGAACAGGACCAGUAAAUGCAUACAAGCCAAAGAAAAUUUCAUUGGAGGAUGAGCUAAAGGAUUUGCAACAAAAGGUGGACAUUAAUGAAUAUGAGUUCAAGAAAAUUCCAAAACCAAAUGAAGACAGGCGAGUAUAGACUGGAGCCCUGGACUUGAAAACCUUGUCAAAAAUCUCAAAUACUGAGCUCAAAUCAAUUCUUAAGAAGUUAUGAGCCAGUUCAUCUUGCAGAUGAAGUUAUUGUUGUGUGCAUCUUCAGUGUUUUGACUUUUGAAUAUGUGACUCUGACGUUAUAGGUGAGGUAGUUGAGAUAAAUUGUCUCUAUGUCUGUGGAAUUUUGGGUAUCUAGGAUUUUUAAGUACUACUGUAAUGUGAACAGCAAAAGGUACUAGUACAUGUUUGGUUCUACUUUAAUAAUGGUGAAAAAACGAGUAAAUGUUUGUUCA
Molecule: messenger RNA, 880 nt
Organism: Trifolium pratense (red clover)
Lineage: Eukaryota; Viridiplantae; Streptophyta; Magnoliopsida; Fabales; Fabaceae
Exons: 4
Coding region: 202-573 (123 amino acids)
Cellular component (GO): mitochondrial membrane
Source: RefSeq, a predicted model, not a curated record